Messenger RNA from Neolamprologus brichardi, 5164 nucleotides. Its product is annotated as vang-like protein 2. Lineage: Eukaryota; Metazoa; Chordata; Actinopteri; Cichliformes; Cichlidae. Gene Ontology annotation, biological process: multicellular organism development. The record is from RefSeq and is a predicted model, not a curated record. Gene Ontology annotation, cellular component: membrane.
CUGGUCCCCCAGGGGGGGAACCAGGGGAGGGGCCAGAGUAAAGCGGAGGCGGGGCGCACGGUGCUACGGCUGAGUGGAAGGAGAGUGGAAAGUAAGAAAAUACCUGAAUGGACGAUCCGGAAUAAAUCUCAGCAACCUCAGCUCUCCCCUGUUGCAACUCUCCUGCCCAUCAUCCUCUCCCACCCCUAUUCCUUCCUCAUCAUCUCCUCGUUUUAGCCUCCCCUGCCCUCCCAUCCUCCCUUCUCUUGCUCCCCCCUCAUCGGCCUCCAAGAUAGAUUCCCUCAGGAGUAAGGUUGACCUACUCAAACUGCCCCUGGCUCUCUCCACCAAGUCCAUCUCCGAGCGCAAAAACCAACUGGGAGGCGUCGGCGAGCAGCGCGGCACGGCGGGAGGAGGCGGGGCUCGUAAAGCCCGCUCACCGCCGACCCGAGACAUGGACAACGAGUCGCAGUACUCGGGCUACUCAUACAAGUCCUCCCAUUCCCGAAGCUCCCGAAAGCACAGGGAUCGACGGGACCGUCACCGCUCCAAGAGUCGAGACAGCGGCAGUCGUGGAGACAAAUCGGUCACCAUCCAAACACCCGGAGAGCCGCUUCUCGAUGCAGAGUCGACCCGCGGAGAUGACAGGGAUGACAACUGGGGAGAGACCACCACUGUGGUCACUGGCACCUCAGAGCACAGCAUCUCAAACGAGGACCUGACCCGCGUCACCAAAGAUUUGGAGGAGUCAACUCCACUGGAGUGCAAACGUUUUGUGGGUCCGGCGUUGGGAGGCUGCCUGAGCUUCUUUGCUCUGGUCACGCCAUUAGCCUUCCUCAUCCUGCCGCAGGUCUUGUGGCGUGACGCCCUCGAGCCUUGCGGCACGCCCUGCGAGGGCCUCUACGUCUCCCUGGCCUUCAAGCUCUUGGUCCUGCUCAUCUCCUCCUGGGCUCUGUUCCUCCGCCCUCCCCGCGCCACCCUCCCGCGCUUUUUUGUCUUCCGCUGCCUCCUGAUGGUGCUGGUGUUCCUGUUUGUGGCGUCGUACUGGUUGUUCUACGGCGUGCGUGUGUUGGAGCCCAGAGAACGGGACUAUAGGGGGAUUGUGGAGUAUGCUGCCUCGCUGGUGGAUGCGCUGCUCUUCAUCCAGUACCUGGCUCUGGUGCUGCUGGAAGUCCGACACCUUCAGCCAGCCUUCUGCCUUAAGGUGGUGCGGAGCACGGAUGGUGCCAGCAAGUUCUACAACGUGGGCCACCUCAGCAUCCAGCGGGCAGCUGUCUGGGUUUUGGACCGUUAUUACAGCGACUUCCCCGUCUAUAACCCAGCUCUCCUCAACCUGCCCAAGUCCAUCCUGUCCAAGAAGAUGACAGGCUUCAAAGUUUACUCUCUGGAUGAAAACACCACCAAUAACUCCACAGGCCAGUCCCGGGCCAUGAUAGCAGCUGCUGCCAGACGGAGAGACAACUCCCACAACGAGUAUUACUACGAGGAGGCCGAGAUGGACCGAAGGGUCCGCAAACGGAAGGCCAGGUUGGUGGUGGCAGUGGAAGAGGCCUUCACGCAUAUCAAGCGCCUCCAAGAGGAAGAGGUGGCCUCAUCUCCCAAGCACCCCAGAGAGGUAAUGGAUCCUCGAGAGGCAGCCCAAGCCAUCUUUGCCCCGAUGGCCCGGGCCAUGCAGAAGUACUUGAGAACCACACGGCAGCAGGCCUUCCACAGUAUGGAGAGCAUCCUCACACACCUUCAGUUCUGCAUCACGCACAACAUGACGCCCAAGGCUUUCCUGGAGCGUUACCUCACCGCCGGCCCCACCAUGCAGUACCAGCAGCAGAACGGUAGGGGGCGCCAGUGGACUCUGGUGAGCGAGGAGCCGGUGACCUCAGCCCUGCGUCACGGUUUGGUCUUCUCCCUCCGACGCCUGGACUUCUCCCUUGUUGUCACGGUGACGCCGCUCCCCUUCCUGCGGCUCGGGGAGGAGUUCAUCGACCCAAAGAGCCACAAGUUCGUCAUGAGGCUGCAGUCUGAGACCUCGGUGUAAAGGCGUCCAAUAAAACGUCUUCUUUUUCCUACACUUUCCUCUCCCCUCGUGCUAACUCCUCCUGGAUCACUGAUGCGGUGGGACAUGCGGAGGCCAUGUGGUCUAUUCUCGCCCAAUCAUUUCCCCUCUCAUCAACAAACAAACCAUUCAGAGAGGAACAUCUCUGCGGGCCUCAUCCUUCCUGUUUUGUGAUCAUCACAGAUGCUUUGCGUCAGACUGUGAUCAGCUCAACGAUUGUUCAAACCCUGGAAGUAAACCGAUGCCUUGACCUUUUCUUUUCUUGACAAUGUCUUUACGGCACACUGUAAAAUUCUUUGCUCCUCUAAACGGGGACUUUUCCUCCUUUUGCCUCUUCUUUUUGCUGUAACCACUGGACUAGUUUACUGUGCUGACUCAACACGUAAACACCAGAGGAAGGGGAUUACAUCACAUGUGUCACUUCCUCUUAUUUGUGUCUUAAAAAUCAGUCCAACUGGAUUUCAGCUCUGACUGCAAACGCUGAUAUACCACUGCCCUCUGGUCCCCUGUCAGUCGUUGUGUUUAACAUAAGCAGGACUGUUGUUGUUGUUUUUUUUUACAUAUAUAUGUUAGAGGAGUGACUUUUUAACUUUCAGAAUGUAGCAUUUUGUGCAGUGAGUUAACAUGUUCUCUCUUGUGGCCUCGAAGGGCCAGUAUGUCCUUUUUUUUUAAAAAAAAUUUAUGUGACUAUUAAGCAAAAUGGAAGUACAUUCCUAACUCACUGCAACUCCAAACUGUAUGUUCAUGAUUGUUUAAAUAUGCAGCUUUAGUUUAUUUAACACUGGUACUUUUACUAUUGAUGUCACCGUUUUAGCAGGACGUGUUACAGAAUAAAAAUGACAUUUUCACCUGGUAUUAACUGAGAUUCUGAACAUUACUUGCGUGAGGAUCUUAAAGUGUGAGCUUGACGGUGUUCUGAAUUUUUCAUACUGUCAACAAAUCCAGCAAAAAGACCGACAGUGCACUCGUCUCGAGUGUCAUUACUUGGAAUCUAUUCAUUGCUGCUACUUCCUAAGAACAACUUAUACAUGCAUUAUGCUGUUAUUAUUCUUUUUUUAACUCAUGGAUACUAUGUUUUUGGAAAUGUUACUCAUGCCUAAGUAGUAAGUGGAUUUACUCAGUGCUAUUUGUAGCUGGUUACUUUUAGAUACAAUUGAGUAUUUUUGGCAGCAGGAUGGCGUGAGUGGAAGAAUAAAUCGCACAGCAAUGGAAAAACUGGAGCCAGUAACAGGCCGAUGCCACUCUUUACAGAGUAAAACAUUUCUAAUAUCACAUAAUGGCUGAUAUUUUCAGAAUAUUAGAUUCUUUAGUAAGUUAUACUCGCGCUUUAUGUUCUGUCUGCUAGUCAGAGUCUCUCCAAUGGACAAACUAAAAAUAUGUCUUGAUAUCAGCUCGUAUCAAAGCAACGUGUAUGCUGAUACUGAAAUAUGUGUACUAGUGGAUUUUAACCUGAUGUAUCGGUGAUCUUUUUUUUGGGGGGGGGGGUUAAUAAUUGACUGGGGGUAUUUUUGGUCUUUUUAUGGCUUUUAUUUGACAAUAUGAAAAACAAGAGUAUUACCAGCCUCACUCUUUAAUGCAAAUGCGAUCUGCGCGUCCGAUAUGUUGAAAUGCUGGUAGAAUCUUUGCAUUUUAAGCGAUAAAAUCUGCAGAUUUUCCGUGACUGAUUGGGGGGAAAAAAAGCAUACUCUGUGCUAAAUUCAAGUUAACUGUUUGUGCAACCAUGUUUCAAGAGUUUCCUUAACAGAUACCGACAGAGUUGCUGCAUUAUCGAGGGUAUAUUUAGAUUCUGCAGAAGAAGUUCCGCCUGCACACUAACUCUAAGCCACCCUAAUAAUCAGAUAACAGCAUUUUGAGUCACUGUGUGCAGGCGCUCAUCUGUCAUAAAACCUCAGUCCAUCGGAAAAUGCCCUGAUUAUUAAUAUUGGAAGCGAAAUAAUAGUGUAUUGUUACAGUGUAAUACCAGGUGUAAAUGUAGUCAGUCUCACACUUCUUACACAAUUAAAUGAAUCCAGAUGUGGCAGCUGUAGUUUAACUAUGAGCUGGCUUAUUGUGGUUUUAUGGGUUGUUUUUUUUUUACAUGCAUAUCUACAAGAAUCCCAAACCAGACAUGUGAUUGUAACUCCUCUCUGCAGCUUCUCUGCAGCUCCUCUGCAGCAGUAGCUUAUCACCGCCUCGCCUUGUGCCACGAGCUGAAACGGGCACAGUGAACAUGCUGCCUAUGACCUUUCCUCAGCCUUAGUUUCCAGAUGUGGAGGAGCAGCAGACUCCGACUCCCCCACCCCUUCGUCUGCAGGUCCCGAUACUUAACCCGAUGUUUCCACCCCACAUGCUGAGCCACAGAAACAGACAAAAGCAGGCUGACUGUUUUUGUCAAAUGCGGUUUUAAAAAGUCCUUCACAUUUCUGAAAAAUGAAACAAACAAACACCAGGUCCGAUUUGUUCGAUAUUUCAUCUGAUUUUUGUAAAAAAACAAACAAACAAACAAAAAAAACAAACGAACAAAAGAAUGCAUGCAUAGAUUUAUUUUGGGCUCCAAAUCCUUUUUAUAAUAAGUUGUUUUCUAUCAUUUUUACGGUGCCUAAGUUAUGAUGAUGCAAUUUUCAGAAUGUAAAAAAAAAAAUUGUAGAUCUGUGUUGUAUUUUGUUCUUUUUGGUAACUGUAGCUUGUAUAGUGUGCUAGGCUUUUUCCAUUAUUAAACCAUUUAUUACUUACAAGUCUCCUCGUUUCCUAACUUGCAGCAUGGGGAACUUUAGUCUGUAAAGCAAAACAUGUGACUGAAGCUAAGAAGCAAAAGGAGCUGAAACUUCUUUUUUUUAAUGUGGUUGAAGAAAAUUAAUAUCUGCAUUUGAUCAUUUUGGUUUGCUUUAAUAAGAAUUUGUUCUUGAAUGCUGUUACCAAAGGCCGAUUUGGGCCUUUGGAUGUGAACAAUUUUCACCAGUUUUUCACAAGAGUUUUAGAGGAACUUCUGUCAAGUUGGGGGAUGGCAGUGCGGUAGGCGUGUGGUUUCAUAGCUUCAAAACGGACAGAGAGCCACUGACUUCCUGUUCGCUGCUUCUCAUCUCUGAGUAUAAGACACCUCGCUGACAGCCUACAAGGGGAAAAACAAAGCAGAUCAACCAUCUUAUCUUCAGCCCA